This is a messenger RNA of Labrus mixtus (cuckoo wrasse), 1189 nucleotides long. RefSeq names its product histone H2A.V. Gene Ontology annotation, molecular function: DNA binding; structural constituent of chromatin; protein heterodimerization activity. Gene Ontology annotation, cellular component: nucleosome. The record is from RefSeq and is a predicted model, not a curated record. Lineage: Eukaryota; Metazoa; Chordata; Actinopteri; Labriformes; Labridae. The coding region runs from base 6 to 392 and encodes 128 amino acids. The transcript is spliced from 5 exons.
AAAAAAUGGCUGGUGGCAAGGCAGGAAAAGACAGUGGCAAAGCCAAGGCAAAGGCAGUGUCGCGCUCCCAGAGGGCUGGGUUGCAGUUUCCAGUGGGUCGUAUCCACAGGCACUUGAAGACCCGUACAACCAGCCAUGGCCGUGUAGGAGCCACAGCAGCUGUGUACAGUGCUGCUAUCCUUGAGUACCUCACUGCUGAAGUACUAGAAUUGGCAGGAAAUGCCUCCAAAGACUUGAAGGUGAAGCGUAUCACUCCCCGUCACUUGCAGCUUGCCAUCCGUGGUGAUGAGGAGUUGGACUCUCUUAUCAAGGCAACAAUUGCUGGUGGAGGUGUCAUUCCCCACAUCCACAAAUCCCUCAUUGGGAAGAAGGGCCAGCAGAAAACUGCAUAGAUGCCAUGUUGACCAGAAGUUUUGGGGCUUGGGCUUUGAUUGGACCAGGAGUUGACAUUUGUUUUUUUUUUAUCAUUAAUAUUAUAGCAAACAAAGAGUGAUUGUUAGUUUUGUGUUGUAAUAUUUUCCCAUAACUAGAAAAAAAAGUACAGAAAACCCCUUAACAAAAGAAAAACCCUUUGUAUGUUAUUGUAGAACGUUUGCCUGGGGAAUAUAUGAUUAUUUCAAAUGGUGACAGUGAAUUUGUUUGAUUGGCCUGGGUCUCUGUAAUGUUUUAUACUGAAAAAAGACGUUGUUAAACCUUUUUUAUAUAAAAAGUUGUUUUGUGGUUAUUUUCUUGAAGUUACAAUAUUUGCUAUCAUACAACUUUUUAAGGAGAUUUUGUUUCUUUCGAUGACAAAUGCUAAAUGUGAUGUGGUGCUUUUCCCCCCUGUUGACUUACUGUUAUAUUUUCAACUGCACAAGGAUAGUGUUGUAUUAAAAGUUGACUUUUUACAUCAAGAUGACAUUUUUUUACAAUGCAGUUUAUUGCAACCUUUGUCAAAAGAUUGAUGUUAGUUGUUGCAAGUUAAGAAAAGUGUUAGACCAUAAUUUAAGUAUGUAAUCAGGGAGCAGUCUCACUGUGGAAACAUCUGCUAAUAACAAAAGUAAUCAAUAGGUGCCCCGUGAUUGAAGACUAUUGAAUGCAGAUUGAAAAGCACAUCAAUAUAUCAGUCUGUAAGUCUGCCUUUUUUAAAGUAUGUAUUCAGGGAAAUUACUGCAUAUUUUAUCUUUUAAUAAAUACCAAAUGCAUGUUA